Molecule: messenger RNA, 1889 nt
Organism: Aspergillus brunneoviolaceus CBS 621.78
Lineage: Eukaryota; Fungi; Ascomycota; Eurotiomycetes; Eurotiales; Aspergillaceae
Product: NAD(P)/FAD-dependent oxidoreductase
Exons: 2
Coding region: 450-1781 (443 amino acids)
Biological process (GO): carboxylic acid metabolic process
Molecular function (GO): sarcosine oxidase activity; flavin adenine dinucleotide binding; saccharopine oxidase activity
Source: RefSeq, a predicted model, not a curated record
AAUCAUUUCUGUUGAUAACCCCGAAGGGUCCUUGCGGUGCAAGUGCAUUUCUCCUGCAAGGAUGGAUCGCAUGCGCUAACCGCCGAUCCUCAACCACGCUAACCCCCGCCUUUGUGUGAUACCGUAUCAAAACGGCCUCCACCGUCGGCUGCGUAUCCCGCUCGUAUCGCAUAAACUAACCCGCAUGCUUGGAUCCGCGAUCACAAUCAGUGAGCACCGAUAAGCUCCACCUGCCGGUGGACUGGGGGAUAAACUAACUGCAACAGCGAGCUGUGCGCGCAUCCAGUAUGCGAACGAGUGCAGAUACAGCUCAUAGCACGGCCAGAGUGGUGUGAUGACUCCAAGAGGGCGAGGGCCAUCAUUGACGAGACAAAUAUAUAUCCCGCACGUCCCACGCAAGCAUCCGCAUCUCGAAACCCAACCUCAUCCUCAGUUUACUGUCAAACAUCAUGCCAGUCUCCAAAUCCGAUCCCAUCGUCAUCAUCGGCGCCGGCGUGUUCGGUCUCUCCACGGCCCUCCAACUGGCCACGGAGGGAUACACGGACAUCUCCGUCUUCGAGCGCGACGACCAGGUUCCUGGGCGCUUCUCCGCCGGAUACGACAUCAACAAGAUCGUGCGCGCCGAAUAUGAAGACCCGUGGUACACGGAACUGACCCUUAAAGCCAUCGCCGGCUGGAAAACCCCGCUAUACGCACCACACUACCACCAAACAGGCUUCCUGCACUGCGUCUCCGGCACCGGCCCGCAGCAAGCAACCCAAACCCUCGAACGCUUCCUCGCCACGAUCAAGAACCACCCGCUCUUCGCCCACAAACUCCUCACGAUCACCAACCCCACCCAGAUCCCACGCGACGUCGCGUGGCAACUGAACGGGCCGCUACCAGGGUGGAAGGGCUACUUCAACCCGCUCGCGGGCUACGCGCACUCGGCCAACGCGCUGCGCGCCGUCUACGAGGCCGCGGCAUCCAUCGGCGUGAAAUUCUUCCUCGGCGCCGAACGCGGCACGAUCACCACCCUCCUGCGCGGCGGGGUGGCCACCUCCCCCGGCAAGGUCACGGGCGUGCGCACGCAGUCCGGCCAAGUCCACAGCUGCCGGCUGGUGAUCGUGGCCGUCGGCGCCGCGGCCGGCACCCUGCUGCCGGAGAUCGGGCCGCAGGUCGUCGCGAAAUCCUGGUCCAUCGGGCACGUGCGCCUCACGGACGACGAGACCAGCGCCCUCCGCGGCAUCCCCGUCACCUACGCCCGCGACCUGGGCUUCCUGUUCGAGCCCGACCCGGCCACCAACCUGCUGAAGAUCUGCCCCAUGGGCGGCGGCUACAUCAAUACCGACCCGGCCACGGGCGUGUCGCUGCCGCCAAAGACCCUCCGCGAGAGCGAUAAUGUGCUUCCGCCCGAGGAUGAGGCCCGCAUGCGCAAGCUGCUGCAGCACGCGCUGCCGGCGUUGGCGGAGCGGCCGUUCGUGCAGAAGAAGCUGUGCUGGUUCGCGGAUACGGCGGACUCGGACUUUAUCGUGGAUUUCGUGCCCGGGUCCGCGGGGAGUGUGGCGCUUUGCUCUGGGGACUCCGGGCAUUUGUUCAAGAUGUUGCCGAUUGUGGGCGAGUGGGUGGCACAGUUGGUGAAGGAGGGGCAGCAAGGCGAGAAGCGGUGGCGGUGGAAGGGAGCUGUGGGCCAGGACGAGAAGGAGAAGGGGAAGAAGUGGGCGGGCGGGGACGUGAGUUGGCGGUUGGGGGCGACGAGGGAGUUUGCGGAGAUCAAGCCGGUUCCCGGGGCGAGGUUGUAAAUACAUAGGUAGUAUUCUUUGGUGUUUGGUUUUCUCUUACUUGUUGAUUGAUUGGAAACGAGAAACGGUCGUUGUUCCAGGACAGGAAAUGACAUGACAUUGAUCACA